Phytophthora infestans T30-4 is the source of this 3278-nucleotide messenger RNA. RefSeq names its product protein kinase, putative. Bases 177 to 2861 code for a protein of 894 amino acids. Gene Ontology annotation, biological process: protein phosphorylation. Gene Ontology annotation, molecular function: protein serine/threonine kinase activity; ATP binding; metal ion binding. The record is from RefSeq and is a predicted model, not a curated record. The transcript is spliced from 3 exons. Lineage: Eukaryota; Oomycota; Peronosporomycetes; Peronosporales; Peronosporaceae.
CGCUGGCCAAACGCCACCAGGCGCGAGCAGGAGAAGGUUGAAAGCUCUCCUUCGACAUCUGGUCCACGUAGCGGCAAGGGUUCGCUCUCUCGCUGCACCACAGCACCAGGCGGUAGAGGCCUCCACAACCGGCAGGCUACUAGCAACAGUCAGAAGACUCGUUUUAGGUGUCAGAGAUGUCGUUCCGGUUCCCUCGAUGGGGACGAAAGAAGAGCAAAAGCAAAGAGCCCGUCGGGGGCAACAAGUACUACCCUAACGGUGCAAACGGGGCCGGCGGUGUUCCGCGUGGUCCUCCGUCCGCACCGGGACGCACCUACAGCAAUGGCUCGGACUAUCAGUCGCAGCAGUCGUGGCAAGCCAACGGCACAAUGCCGCCGGCGCCCGCCUCGGCCGACUACCAAAACUCUGGCCAGCGCGCGGCAGCUCCGUCCGCGAACCGAGGGGCGGCGCUCCCUUUCUCUCACCCACUGUACGCCAUGGACGCCGAGGGUAUGAUCCACCUCAAGGCUACGGGCAAGGGACUGGAUGACUCCGAUCUGGCCGUACACCAGGACGAGAUUAUCAACACUGUCGUCAAGUACGUGCAGGACUCGAUGCGUAAGGAACUGGGCUUCCGCGAGGUCUUCAUCCCAGCCAGCAGCACCCCCGAGGCGCCAGUAAAGGCGAAUGUGUUCGUGUCUCGCAACUACGAGACGUGUAAGAAGCUUCUGGUCUUUGUGGCCGUCAGUCGAGGCCUGUAUCCUGGUCUCUGGAGUCGCGGACUGGUACUCCAUGCUGGUGUCAAGAGCGGAAGUAUGCUCGAGUACUUCCGCAAGGCUAUUGACGAAGGCUACGGUAUCAUUGUGGCCAAUCCCAACAAGAACGUCAUCGUGAUGCGUGACGGCAAGCAAAGACUGCAAAUUCCCGGAUCUUCCAGUCCGGAGGAACACAUGGACUCACUAUGGGACUCGUACGUCGCGAGAUCUGCGGCCAGACGCGUGUAUUUCCUCGGAUACUCGUACGGCGGUGUGCUCAUCAAGUAUCUUCUCCAGUCUCGGGGCGACCAGCUGAUGCGUCGUAAUGGAGCCAUUGCACUCAUCGAGUCGAGUCACCGUAUCGAAGACGGCGACUCGCAGUCCGUCAAGUCCAUCCUGGCACACCGUACGAUGUACUGGGAGAGCAACGAUCAACUGUUCCAGACGAAACUGGACGGUGACGCACCCCAUCGUACCGGUUGUACCUGUUUGUCGGCCGGGAGACCGCCGCGUGCCCACGCGAACCAUUACUACGUGACUGCCUUCUGCAUCAACAAGAUCCAGGACGCGUUGUUCCGGUUUUUGGACACACGCGACGCUACCACGUACGUGGCUGGAGAGAAACCUGUGCCGGAACCGCCUGCAUCGGCACCGGCAGUGGUCGUCAACGGUGCCGGUCCGGCCGCGCCUCAAUUGGUACGGCAAGAGUCGACGCGACGUGAAGCCAACAACUCGAAGAUGGGCAACAGUGAGAAGCACUGCAACUUGUGUCUGUUCCACUUCACGCUGUUCGACCGUCGCCAUCAUUGCCGCAUGUGUCACCGCGCUGUCUGCAACGCCUGCUCGCGUGACCGUCUCUUCUUGCCGGGAUCCAGUACGGCCCAACGUGUGUGUACGGAGUGUGCCACGGAAGGCCCGCGUACCAACAACCAGGCCCCACCGCAGCCGGUUCCGAGCUACCCGCGCAUGAACCGCACUGCCAGCGACGCUGUGGCCACCACGAACUCCUCGAUGGAUAUGUCACAAGCUCGUAAUCGGUCGGACACGCAGAUGUCCAACCAGGGACGAUCCGAGUCGAACGCUCAAGCUCCUCAAAACUCCAAACUCAGUGUCGAAGACUUCGAUCUGCUCAAGGUUAUCGGUAAAGGCGCGUUCGGUAAGGUUAUGCUGGUGCGCAAGAAGGUGCCGGAUGGAACGUCGAACCCCAACGCCAUCUACGCCAUGAAGGUGCUGAAGAAGGCGUCGGUGUUUGCGAAGAACCAGGUGGAGCACACCAAGUCGGAGCGUCGUAUCCUGCGUGACAUUGAUCACCCGUUCGUGGUGCGGCUGCGGUAUGCGUUCCAGAACGAAGACAAGUUGUACCUGGUCAUGGACUACUACAACGGUGGCUCGCUGUUCUUCCACUUGCGGAAGUCGCGCAAGUUCUCGGAGAAACGCGCUCGCUUCUACGCGGCGCAGCUGCUCAUGUCGAUGUCGCACUUGCACGAGCUCAACAUCGCGUACCGUGACUUGAAGCUGGAGAAUAUUCUGAUGGACGACAAGGGUUUCAUUGCUCUGACGGACUUUGGUCUGUCCAAGGAAAACGUGGACAUGCCCGAUGGAGCCAAGACCUUUUGUGGUACGGCCGAAUACAUUGCGCCUGAACUACUCAAGGGUCUGCCGUACGGUAAGGCUGUGGACUGGUGGGGCUUCGGUACCUUGCUGUAUGAAAUGAUGACUGGCCAGACGCCGUUUUUCGACCGGAACCGGAAGCGCAUGUUCCACAAUAUUCUACACCGGGACGUCGUAUUUACCCAGGCCUUCUCGGAGGACGCCAAGGAUCUGCUGACUGGUCUGCUACGCAGAGACCCGGCCAAGCGAUUAGGCUCAGGCCCGUCGGGUGUGCAGGAGAUUAUGGACCACCCGUUCUUCGCUAGCAUCGACUUUGAUAAGCUGCUGAAACGUGAGGUGGAGCCACCAUUCAAGCCUGUGGUGAGCAGCGAGGCCGACACAGGCAACGUUGCCAACAUCUUCACGCGCGAAAUGGCCCGCGAUUCGCCCGUGACGCAGGAGCUAGGAGCGACGCAUCGUGCGCAGGCUCACUUUGAUGGGUUCACGUACAUGCCCGGCAACGAGCACUUGAACUAAUCGAAGAAGAGUGGAAGGAGGGUCAAAAGAUUGUUAGACGACUACCCGUUCCCACGACAGACGAAGUCAAAGAGCAAGAGCACACUGCGAGGGGGGAAAGCUGUCAAAGUCGAGGGAGUAGCGAGGUCGAGUUGGCCGAGCAUGCAGCUUCGUUGGAAAACUCCAUUUGCAGUGAGUGGGUGAGGGAGGCGACACGAGCGAGAGAGCCGUGUCGGUGUGUGUUGUGUAAGAGAAGAAGAAGAGGGACAAGGAGCAAGACGAGCGAGCUGGAGAGAGGAUACACGACCCGCUCACGGGUCUUGGGGGAAAGAGGUGUCGUGUUUCCUUCUGCCAGCGAACUCGCCAUUUUAGUUUUAGCUUUGCCAGUGGCGCAAGAUGAAAAAAGAGAAAAUGAAUAUCCAUACUAACGUACUGUUU